Messenger RNA from Cyphellophora europaea CBS 101466, 9126 nucleotides. RefSeq lists its product as uncharacterized. The record is from RefSeq and is a predicted model, not a curated record. The coding region runs from base 1 to 9126 and encodes 3041 amino acids. Lineage: Eukaryota; Fungi; Ascomycota; Eurotiomycetes; Chaetothyriales; Cyphellophoraceae. The transcript has a single exon.
AUGGCUCUGAUAAACAUUACCUCAGUCGCCGGUGUCUGUCUCCUCGCCUAUUUGGCUACCUUCGUGUUACUUGCUGUUAUCCGGAUUGCGACCGGGAUAUCCGUCCAACGUAUUGGCUACUUCAGCUUGCGGCAUAUUUCAUUCUCCCCCAGAGAAGGAUUCAGGGUAGACCUGCGAGGCCUCGGCCUCAGUCUCCACAGACCGACAUUUGCUCAGCCAACAUGGGUGAGCCUCGUAUUCUCCGAACUGAAGAUCACGGUCGAUCCGGCCACCAUUGACAACCCGCCCUCCAAACCCAAUGGCUUCUUGCGAAGAACUAGCACACCACCCGAGAAGACUACCAACAAGAAGCCGAGGAAGGAUAAGAGGUCGCAGCUCUGGCAAAAGCUGACUCACGUGAAGGAACAAAUUAAGCGCCUGCAUCGAAGAAUCAAAUGGCUUCGAAUGGUUGAUAUACGGGCCGACGACACAAGCCUGGAGGUCUUGAAUGUUGGCAGUGUUCAGGUGACCGGCUUCACGGCAGCUGUACAUACGCGGCGGAAGCUUCUUGACCGUACGCGAUUGUUCAGACACAAGAAAGAUCCGCUGGGCACUCAGAAACCUGCAGAAUGGAUCUUUACCGUCCGGAGCGUUCUCCUAGGGGUUGGCACCAACGAGCCAGUGGAGGUCUUGGAUGCCAUGACUAUCAAUAUUCACGGGCUGAUCUAUCGAGACAAAGAAGGUCUUCGAGAUACAUCGAUCGCCCUGAAAGCAGGUCGCAUGUACAUUCCCGUGGACGACCUGUUGCAAUUGAGCCGUCGAAGUCAAAGUCUCCGGCGCCGGGCAAAAGAAGAAACGCGCGCCUUCCAUACCGUUCACCAUCCAAUGAGCCCUCUCAGUCCUACGAGUCCUGUAUCGGAGAUCUCUUUGGAGGAUGUGGUUGAAGAGCUUGAUAACCCUGGCAGUCGAGAGGCGUCUAUAGUGCAAACCGUCGCCGACUCAAAGGAAUUUUUCAGCUCGAUCUUGAGGGGCGUGCAGGAGAUCCAGGUCGGUCUAAGCUUCAUUCGCGUGUCGAAGGAGCUGGAGACUUUGCGGCAGGCCAAUCUGCCACUGAUGGCCAAUAUCGUCACACACGAAAUUGGUAUCGAUUUGCAUCGACUCCAACACAAUACGCCUGCCCACCGCAUGUACUUUGCCAAAGAAGAUGUCGCGCACCAGGCGCUCCUGGCAGCCGUCUCCCUCUCAGUUACGUUAGACGAAGACGACACCAAAUCUCACAAGCUGAUGUACAUUCCCAUGGCUACAACAACUAUCAGGACCACUCUGCCAUCGAAAACGAUGACUCUCUCACAGGAGCAAGACAUCUCGGAGCGCAACAAGAACAUACUCUUCGCCAAUUUUGUUGUUACUUCACCGUCACUCGAUUUAGUGCCGCAGCAUAUCAUUCGACUUCUUGCUUUGCUGCCAAAUAGAUCAGAGCCUAGCUCUAACACGGUUCAAAGCCGGCAUCGCAUGGUAUCCAAGCUUCUACCAAAGGCCAGCAUCAAGUUCUCGGUACACGAACCUGUUGUCCGAUUUGUUUUACCGGUGGCCGAUCCCAAGUAUGCGGAGCCUGGUGAGUUUGAUAUGAUCAUAUCGGCCAUAUCGUCCAUAUCUUUGGACCUCGAAUCGUCGCACUCGAUGAGUGGAGAGCUGCUGUACUCUCUGGCGUCCAAUUUUCGGGUUGUGUCCCAUCAGCUAUACUACCAGUCUGCAUCGGGCCAGAAACACAACCUCGUCGUCACUGAGAACCUGGAGCUCAAGAUCAAUGUAUCAGCCUCGACUGAAGUUUUAGUUGUCAUAUAUGGCAACUUGAAAACGUUCUCGGUCUUGAUGGUUCGGGAAGAAGUCAGCCAGGGCAUCUACAACAUUGUCCGCCAUUUCAGACGCAAUGUUGAGCCUGAGAAGCUAACGCCGAAGCCUAAGAGCCCUCAAUCUGCAUUCCUGCGCCGAAUUUCUCCAUGGCUGUUAGAGAUCCAUCUCGAGGGCUCAAAUUGCAGCAUGGAGACCGCUGGCGUGGAUUCCAGCAUCUCCUCUCAAACCAGAGGCGUUGCAUUCGAGCUCGAGUCUUGGAAUGUGGACUACCGAUCCCAGCAGGCCGAGAUCACACGGAGCCCUACAAGCAAACGCAAAACGAGCACUUCUGUUCGCAACGAUGAAAGCUUCUCUCACGUCCAUCAUCUAUCACCACCCACAUCCCCUUCGAGGGGUGGGCGAACGACACAUCCUACGGAUGGCCGCCGUUUGACGAUGCACGGACGCAACCUGGAGGGCUUUGUGAUCGAGAAUCUCGACCGAUGGGAGGCAAAUCCUUUCCUUUCCGUCCCGCGGUUCGAAGUCGCCUGCAGCACUUCACGCGAUCUUCAGAGCCCAAUCUUCCACGUCCAUUCUGCCGUAAAGGCAGUAUACCUCGAAUUCUCGCUCUAUCGUUUCUAUUCAAUUGGCAUCGCUGGAUCGGUUUUGAGGGAUGCCUUUACCGGCCCAGUGAACGCUACCCAGCCCGUCUCGACCACUGUGACAAGGCUAGAGCCCGAAGCUCCUCCACAUUCUCGUUUCUCAUCCGCUGGUCAAGUCGAGCUUACGACGAUUGACGUGAAGGCGUCCUAUGUCCGAGUCAAAGCCUCGUUGCCUGCAGAUCCUCCUUUAAUGUUGCAAAUCUACAACCUGGCUACAGGCCGCCAUAGGUGGUCCGCGCCGUUCUUACGCUCUGAGUUGCUUCGGCUACAUGUGCAGUCGCCCUACAUUAAGGGGGCAUGGGCGCGCCUGGUAACCAUCAACAAUUUCAGAGUGGACAUGCGCCACAGCAAGAAGAAGACGGCGAGCGGAUUCGUCGAGGAGAACUCCGUCGAUGUAUCCAUGGACUUCACCAGGCUGGCGUGUCCGCAUGGCCUUCGGAUGUAUCUCGUCUUCGAUAACAUCGUCAACACUGUCAAGUCCAUCGAGCAAUUACACCACCGAUUCAGAACACGUACGAACGAAUACAUCCUUAAGAAAGAGCCGAAAGGUCCUGCGAAGGUGCCUCGAGUUUCCGUCCGAUCCCGCGCUUUCAUGUUCGAGCUCGAGGACGAUCCAUUCGAAUGGAAACUAGGCUUGAUAUACCACGUAGGUCGCGUUGAACAGAAGCAGCGGCUUGCAAGAGAAGCUGCCUAUAAAUUGAAGGUGAGGAAACUCAACGAAGAGAGAUUCCAACGUGGGACGUCUCGCCACCGACGGUCAUCCAAGAGCAGACCUCCAAGCCCGAGCGCCAGUGCAAGCUCGACGCCAAUCAGAGCGAACAGUCCUGAACGAUCAGACCAACCUCGCCGAGCCAGGUCCACUUCCCGCGGUCGCAGUGGACGUUCAGCCACGAGGAUUAGAUACGAUCGGGACGGUACUUGUGCUGUUACGAAUACAUCGAAACUCAACGCAGAUGAUGCUUGGCAAAAGCUGCAGGAGCACAACGCACGUAGUUGGAAGAAGCGAAUUGACUGGAUGGUGCUUCUCCAGAAAAACACCGUCAAGAAUGUUCGCAAAAUGUUCACGGGUGCUGAUGGAGCGCCUCACGAUGAGCACGAGCACGAAUCGAUACUCGACAUCCCCUAUAGGCCAGGUCUACUCGACAUCAUCAUCAGCGACUUUCACCUUGUGAUUGAUAAACCUUCUUUUCCUCUGGCAGACUUGCCUAAGUUCCUGCACGAGGUCGGCAAAGGAAUGCCAUAUUCCAUGCAGUACUCGCUCUUAAUUCCAAUGAGUCUAGCACUAGACAUGGGGGAGGCACGGGUCAUGCUCCGCGAUUAUCCGCUGAAUCUCUUACAUAUUCCAGCGAUACGAUCUGGUCAGCCUCCACGGUUACCAAGUUGGUCGCUAAGAUCCGACUUUGUCAUUGCCGAAGAGUGGCGCAACGACGAAUCAAUUCGACAUGUCAAAGUCGACAUUGUGCCCAAAGGACAGCAGAAUGAAGGUGGCAGCGAAAUCCCAGGUUUCUCUAUCGAUGUCCGGCGUACGGUGUCCCCUGUGAAAACCUACUCCAAACCCGUGAUCGAUAUCAAUACGAGCUUGCCCACGACCAUCUCCUGGGGUACCUCCUACCAACCUGUUAUCCAAGAUAUGAUGAUGAUCAUCGAGAGUUUCACGAAGCCCGAGGUCGACCCCUCCGAUCGUGUCGGUUUCUGGGACAAGAUCAGGCUCAGCUUCCAUUCCCGGCUCACUGUUAACUGGAAAGGGGAUGGAGAUGUUCAACUCCGCCUCAAAGGGUCAAGAGACCCGUACGUAGUCACGGGCUUCGGUGCUGGCUUCGUCAUGUGCUGGCGCAAUGAUGUCCAAUGGCUGAUACAUUCCGACGACGACCCAAGGAAAUUCAUGACUGUGCGCAGUGGUGAAUACGUUCUAGCGAUACCUGAUUACAGCCACGAAGCCCGGAAUGCACCAGAGAUGAGGUCUGAUAACGACGCAGACAGCUUGACCAGUUCCAGUAGUCAACGGAACGCAGCCAUUUUCCAGAAGGUCAUCAUGAAAGUCUCCGGCAAUGUGCAGUGGACUGCCGGUCUUGUCUUCGAAAGAGACCUACAGGAUGGCGAACGAUCCUCGGGAUUCAGAUCCCACUACGAUGUAGUAUUGAAGAAUCCCAAACAAGUGCCUGACUUCGACCAUACUGACUACGACGCGUUUCAAGGCUUUCGCAGCAACCAUAUCCACUUGUCGGUGGCUGUUGCGGCGCCUUUCGAUCGCGACUGGAAGUCCGAGGAUAUCGCAGUGUCCGAGAGCUACAACAGCGUGCAUUUGACGCCGCGAUUCUUCUCGCACUUCUUCGACUGGUGGUCUCUUUUCUCAGGAGUCAUGUCGCUACCAAUCAGGCAGGGCCCCCUGUGGAGGGGGCCAGACAAGAGCAGCAAGAAGUUUGGACGGCAUCUGGCGACAAUCAAGUACGGGCUCCUACUCUCACCGCUGUUCAUCGCCCACGUGUACAAGCAUAAGGACGCCGAAGACUACCAAGAAGAUGUCGUGUCUGCCACAGGACUCAAGAUUCGCAUCGAUAGUUUCAUGCUCGAUCUGCACCAGCGGCGAGAAUACUUUGACACACUAUCCAAGGCCAGAUCGAAGCAGAUGCGCACAAGUGGGAUGAAGAUCAACAGAGCAGAGCUCGAUUUCGUACGUGCCGACCUUCGCGCUCUUUCAGCCAGCAUAGCAGGCACGACAGCGGAAGACAUGAAAAAGGCCAAUGCCGAAAUACUAAGCGCCUAUCAAGAUGUCGCUCCAAACGUGGACAUGAGCCAGUUCGAGAUCCCCGAUCUAGAUUUCAGUUGGAUUGAUAUGGACGACUUUGUCGAGCUCGACUGGAUUCUCCCAGCCGAGUCUAACCCUGAAACGAGGAUCUUGCCUCUAGCAUUCACACCGAGACUAACUUACUUCCGUCAAACAGAACACAAUGACUCCGUUCAGGGUGAUCAGUCCCGAACUAGCCCUUUUGGCGAUGAAGAUUCACACUUUUGUGUUAUGUCUACCCACAAUGACCCUAGGCGCGUCCAGAUGAACUUGAUCGACAGCCGCCUGAAUGACAUCAAUGAGAAGCUGAAGAAACAUGAUAAAUUAAUGGGCGAGCAUGAGCUACGAGUCGUCCGGGACGGAGACCAUGACACCAGUCUCAAAGAGGCUCAUGACUCUCUCUUGCAGCAAAAGAUCGAGCUUGAAAGCAAGCAACGCUUUCUCGAGCAUGGUCUCAAGAGACUGGGCCGGCAUGCUUAUCCAGGAGAACAGACGGAUGCCGAUCAGGCCUCCUCUCGGGGAACCUCACAGGCUGAUGAAGCAGACUCUUCACCAAACCCCAGUGAAGGCACCCAUAUCGACAUUGAUGGCCUCUUUUCUGCCUCUCAUGACGAAUUUGCCAGCGACUUUAACAAUCGCUUCAUUAUUCACAACAUCCAGCUAAAAUGGAACAACUCGUUGCGAAAUACGAUCCUCCGCUACAGCCAUCAAGUUAGCCAACGCCGUGGUUUCGUCUACUACAUGUCAAGGAGGGCUGUCAAGUUCAUCCUCGAUAUCGUUGAAGAGCAGGCAAAGGCAAAGCAGGCUCAGCGCAAGCAAUCCGGCCAAAAUAUUCCGUCGAUGCCGAGUGUCAUUUCCCCGACCGAAGAGAAGGACGAAGAUUCGGUAAUCGAAGAUCGCAUUCAGCAGUUACUCAACGAUGCGAACCGCUUCGUGAACGUAGAUGGAGAUACCGAUGAUGUCGACAACGCCCCGCAGAACGAUGACACUAUCCCCGAGGUCACAGAAGGCAUUGCGGAGAGCUUCCAGCCCAUGAACAGCUACCACCUCCGUCUGAUAGCACCUCAAAUCCAGCUGCAGGGUGAGAAAAACACCAAGUCUGUGGUGCUGGUCUCAGCCAAAGGCAUGCAGCUCAAGAUUGUGGCUAUCAUGGACAAGGCAAGGAUGUCAGACGAUGUCAGUGGCUUAGUGCAGCGCCGCUACGCUCUGGAUAUGGAUGGCGCCCAGUUCUUUGUCACCAAUCAGAAGCGUUUGGCAAAGUACUUGCAUUUGUACAGUGGCAACCGCUACGGCAGUCCUCCUGGUUCCGACUGGCCGCCAUGGGUUUCUCUUGAAGCAAUGUUCGACUUCCACCUGGAUCCGUUCGGGUUCCAGCGAGUCAUUCAGAAGACCUCCGCCCGCUUGCAAUACGACAAGUACAACCCGCUGCGUCUGAAAUACAAUGAAGAAGUUGGAGGCAGCAAGACAGAUCAUGUCAAGAACGCGUACGGGGCUGAAAGCAGGAUGGACCAGCUGUGGGUCGAUUUCCCACGGAUUCGGGCCAGUUGUGACUCGGCGCAAUACUACACAAUGUACAUCAUUGUCUUGGAUUUGCUGCUCUACAGCGAGCCGCUGGAGAAGACUCGAAGUGAACGGCUCGAGAAAAUCAUGCUUGCCUCGGACUUCAGUGAUCUUCGAGGCGCUCCGGAAAUGGCGGAACGACUACAAGAGCGCAUUCGACAGCUUGAAGAGUUGAAGCUUCAUUUCCAAAUCAAUGCCAAGUAUCUGGACAAACAAGGGUGGGAGGAUAGGAUCCACCUCGAGAAAGACCUCGCCAGCUGUGAAGAUGAGUUGUUCUUUAUUAUGAAAGCCAUCAACACCUCCCAGCAAAGGAACGAAGAUCGUAAGGACUCGGACAGCAAUGCCUUCCUGCGAUGGUAUCUGAGCGCCUCCGAGAUUGUUUGGCACCUGAUGCGGGAUAAGGACGAGCCUCUUCUCGAGUUCCAACUCGGUCGUGCAGUGUAUGAGCGUAUUGACAACAGUGACGGCUCAAACCACAAUGCUAUGGAAAUUCAGCACAUUCGCGGAUGGAACCUGCUCAAGACUGCUCUGUAUCCAGAAAUUAUUGGUCCUUACUACGACGAAUCAUCGAAACGAGGCAGCAUUGUUGAGCAUCAGAAGAUGCUUCAAAUCCACUGGUACAUGCUUGAAGCCAUAGCCGGCAUCCCAGUGCUAGAAGAGUUCCAGGUUACCAUGCACCCCCUAAAAGUUCAGCUUGAGCGCGAACUAGGCAAGCGACUUUUCGAAUACAUUUUCCCAGGAAUCGGCUCAAGUGCUUUCGAGUCGGGCAACUUCUCACCACUGAAUGUCAAGAACAUGGAACCACUGGGCAACGAUGACGACUCGGAAAGCGAACAAGCACGCUUGGCUCUGACACCAAAUCCUGAACUACAGCCUACCAAUAGUGAGAUGCGCCGCACAUCUUCCCCUGGUGCAAUGGGCCGGCGACUCAAGCCAACAUACAAUCUCAACUACGGUGAAAAGUCACCGACUUCGACCAAAGACAAGGAUAAAGAGCGAGACAAAGGUCGAGGCCUGGGUAUCUCAUCCGAGCACGCACAUAGGCUUUUCAGACGCCAUGAUAGCAGCUCUUCCCACGCGACAGUAUCACAAACCCCAGUCCCAGUCCGGAAAACUUCCGCCUCGUCUCUUCGCUCAUUUGGCAAAACUGCAGGCUCUUCUACCUCCCUUUCAGCCCUCGCACUUUCGUCGCAGCAGAAUGCUGACACGCCGUCUUCAUCUCGGUGGCACCUUCAUCGAAGCGGAUCUCACGAACAGCGCUCGAGUACCAAGUCCACUGUUGGUAGCAAGGGCAAGCCCACAGACGACGUUUCCCAAAUGCUGUCCCGUGCGUCCAACUAUAUGACUCUCGCACACGUCAAACUCGACUCAUUCGUCCUGUGUCUGUCCUACAAGGGCAAAGGGGAGCGCAACAUCGAGGACCUCCACGACUUCGUCUUCCGUAUGCCGACGCUUGAAUACACGAACAAGACGUGGUCGAAUUUGGACCUGGCUCUUCGCCUCAAGAAAGAUGUCAUCCGGGCGCUCAUCAGCCAUACCGGAGCGAUUAUUGGCAACAAAUUCUCACACCACCGGCCAAACAAAAAGGCGCAAGACCGUUUGCGCGAGAUGGCCAAUUCCAGCACCCUCAUUCCCAAUACGGACAGCCUCCGCAAUGUCGAAACCAACUACACCACAAGCGAGUCGGCCAGUCUCUACUCCUUCAGCCAAGACAACGAGGAGAGCCCGCGCAGAAGUUUUCAGACCGAUCACACAGGUCCCAGCACGAAGAUGCAUGCCAAUGGCCACAAAGUCGGUGGCAGCAGCCCCUUCGAGAGUGCUCCGUCCAGCACCUUGCUUCGCGCUGGGAGCUGGUCACACGUUGGCCCAGGCCUCCAAGUCCCCUCAAAGACUGCCACACCUAACGGCUCAGGCACGGCUUCACCUAUUCCGCCUGCUAUGCGCCAGGGCUGGGGGCAAAGAGAGGAUAGUCAGGCGACGAUCCGCCCAAGUACGUCAGGCGCGGUCGGUCCGAGCAUAGGAAAGUCUCUGCUCAAGGACGCUUUUGGGCGGCAUUUCAGCAAUGCCGGCGACAGUAUGAAAGGGCGUGUGCGCUUCGGACCGUUGGGUGGAGGGUUGAUGAGUGAUGUCCGCAGCAUUAGCGGCAGCAGCAGUAGAGAGAGGCGAGGUAGCGAGAGCAUUGGGCCAGACGACAAGAGAGAUGGCGAUGACGGUGAGGACAGCGAUGGCGACGGCGCGGAUGGCGAGAGUGGAAGGCGCAAGAGCGUACUGAUGCUCGGAAGGAAGGUCCUAGGAAAGCUGAGCUAG